AGACAACGGAGGAGCGGGGAUACACCGUUCAGGGCGCGGCCUGAUGAGCUCGGCCCGGGGCGGCAGAUAGCCCUUCCCUUCUUAUACCGUGUGUUUGGGCUCGGCUUUUCCCUCCCGACAUGACGUCCCUGACCCAGCGCAGCUCCGGGCUGGUACAGCGCCGCACCGAGGCCUCCCGAAGCGACAGGGAGAGGGCAGCUGAGGGGGAGGAAGAGGAGAGGGACCGGGAUGGGCAGGAGGAAGACGAGCGGGGAGGGGAUAAGGAGGCCAGGCUCACACUGAUGGAAGAGGUGCUUCUCCUGGGCCUGAAGGACAGAGAGGGGUACACAUCCUUUUGGAAUGAUUGCAUCUCGGCAGGCUUACGUGGCUGCAUGCUUAUUGAGCUGGCAUUUAGGGGGAGGAUCGCUCUGGAAUCGGGUGGUAUGCGGCGCAAAAGUCUGCUUGCACGAAAGGUUACCUUCAAAUCCGAUGCUCCAACAGGAGAUGUUAUGCUUGAUGAAGCCUUAAAACACAUAAAGGAAAGUCCAACUCCAGAAACUGUACAAAGCUGGAUUGAACUUCUCAGCGGUGAAACCUGGAAUCCGCUAAAGCUGCACUUCCAGCUAAGAAACGUGCGCGAGCGCCUAGCGAAAAAUCUGGUGGAAAAGGGGGUGUUAACCACGGAGAAACAAAACUUUCUGCUGUUUGACAUGACCACACACCCCCUGACAAACAAUAACAUCAAGCAGCGGUUGAUUAAGAAGGUGCAGGAAGCUGUUCUUGACAAGUGGGUGAAAGAUCCUCAUCGCAUGGAGAGACGUUUGUUGGCUCUCAUCUACCUAGCCCACUCUUCCGACGUCAUCGAGAACGCAUUCGCCCCGCUUCUGGACGACCAGUACGACUUGGCCAUGAAAAGAGUACGGCAGCUGCUGGAUCUAGACCCGGAAGUGGAAAGUACGAAGCCCAACGCUAACGAGAUCCUCUGGGCCGUCGUAGCCACAUUCACAAAAUAAAACAAAAAAACCCA
Molecule: messenger RNA, 1006 nt
Organism: Xenopus tropicalis (tropical clawed frog)
Lineage: Eukaryota; Metazoa; Chordata; Amphibia; Anura; Pipidae
Gene: golph3
Product: golgi phosphoprotein 3 (coat-protein)
Cellular component (GO): Golgi cisterna membrane; Golgi membrane; Golgi apparatus
Molecular function (GO): phosphatidylinositol-4-phosphate binding
Source: RefSeq, marked provisional